Esox lucius (northern pike) is the source of this 2744-nucleotide messenger RNA. It is a transcript of the gene rras, whose product is annotated as RAS related. The coding region runs from base 826 to 1419 and encodes 197 amino acids. Lineage: Eukaryota; Metazoa; Chordata; Actinopteri; Esociformes; Esocidae. Gene Ontology annotation, biological process: signal transduction. Gene Ontology annotation, molecular function: GTPase activity; GDP binding; GTP binding. The record is from RefSeq and is a predicted model, not a curated record. The transcript has 6 exons. Gene Ontology annotation, cellular component: plasma membrane.
CGCCCACUCGUACAUACGCAUGAGAUUUCGAGAAACUCUUCUUGGUUGAGAAGAAAAAGUUGCCUUGGAGCGAUGAAAAAAGAAGCCAGUGAAGACGAAGAAAAAAUGAAGAAAUCGUUAAGAAAGACUAAGUAGACUUCACAAGAGUUGCGUCCUAAACUGCGUAGAUAAAUCAGUCUAGAAAUAGGCUAGUGAUAGUAAGACAACCGCGUUGAAUUACAUUUUACGGGGAAUAAAUAAUAAAGCUCUUUUUUUUUUCUUCACGAGUCACAAAGUUGGCAUCGAUAGCCAGGUUUACUCAAGGCGGGUGCGGAAGCUUUCCCCCGGCGAAAAACUGAGAUAGGCCUAUGAACUGUUAGAUCUGAACAAUUAGAUGUUGUUUAUAUUUUACUUAGUAUAAGCGACAUAGGAAUGUUGAAGGAGCAGUGAUACGAAACUACUGGGGAUUAGAGGCAACAUUUGUGGGUAGUUUGUUACACUGGGCCAGGCUCAAAACCGUGUAGCCUAGGCUUUUCAAUGUUAUACGAAAACGAUCUAUAGAUUUUGAUUACCAUUCGUUUCUGUAUUUGGGAUAUUGAGCAACAAUGGUAGGUUAUCCAAGUUAAGUAAUUGCAAAAAAUAGCAAAAGCCUAAACGUUCUCAAUCUUGAGUUACCUUGAUAAAGGUAGUUUGUUCAAUCAUUGGCAAAGUGGACUUUACAUCUUUUUCGGUCUAUCCUUUGGGUAGGUUUAAGUUGCACAUUUAGUUCUAUCCGUUUACGCGUUUUAUCAUUCCGUUUUUUAAAGAUAGGCUAGACAACAUUUUAAAGAGUUUUCCGAGCUAAUCAUGUCUGCUGAAGAGGAAAGAUUUAAACUGGUGGUCGUAGGUGGGGGCGGUGUGGGCAAAAGUGCCUUGACCAUACAAUUCAUUCAGUCAUACUUUGUAUCAGAUUAUGACCCCACUAUUGAGGACUCCUACACCAAAAUCUGCACAGUGGAUGGAAAAGAGACGCGAUUAGACAUCUUGGACACAGCAGGUCAAGAGGAGUUUGGAGCAAUGAGGGAGCAGUACAUGCGCUCAGGGGAAGGAUUCCUACUGGUGUUUGCUCUGAAUGACAUGGGCAGUUACAAUGAGAUCCACAAGUUUCACACCCAGAUACUGAGAGUGAAGGACCGGGACGACUUCCCCAUGGUGCUGGUGGGGAACAAGGCUGACCUGGAGCAGUCAAGAGUGAUUUCCAGAGAAGAGGCCCAGGGCUUUGCUAGAGAGAACAGGAUCCAUUACAUGGAAGCCUCUGCUAAGAACCGCUACAAUGUAGAUGAAGCCUUCUUGGAGGUGGUGAGAGCCAUAAGAAAGUUUCAGGAGACUGAGAGUCCUCCUCUCCCAGUGAACCACCCUGGGAAACGGAAGAGUGGAGGCUGCCCCUGCACCAUUCUCUAACCACGCUCCUUUCUCCUGACAUAGUCAUUGUCAUUGUCUUGUCUGGCCUAUGAGGGAACUGGGAGGAGAGGGAAAGGGAGGGUACAGGGAUAGAAAUGCAGGCAACUGUAUGGUGAGGUUUGGGGAUUGGGGCUGUGUGUGCAUGUGUGUAUAUGAGGCUGCUUUCUAAAACAGUGGGCAAUGUCAUUGACAUUUUUUAUAACGGUUUCAUUCGCACUUUUAAACAGCAUCUAGCAACCUUUUUUCCAUUUACUUUUUUUGUAUUUGAAGUUUUGUCAUUUCAUUAUUGAGCAAGGAUGAUAAAGGGACAGGCCUUGAACUAGAAGAUCGUUGGUGAUGAGUUGACCGAUGGACUGAAAACAGAGAAAUGGUCAGGGAGGAGAGAUUUAACCAGAUAUAAUAUUCACGUUCUAAAUUGUACUGUUAGUGUCCUACGUUCUUAAUAUACGUCAGUAGUUGAUGUUGGAAUGAACAGAAUUUCAAAACUAGAGGGUGCUGUCAUUCAUACAACAGAAAGGAAAGGGGAGCACAGACAAAAUUUACAGAUGAAUGACAUUUCUGGAAACAAGGCUGAAUGUGGUGAAAGGGUGUGUGUUUUAAACACUGGUACUUUUUGACAGUGUAGUGUCCAUGACCACAAUGUAACAUAUGUUUGCACAACGUAAGGACUGGUAGGCAAGAGUAGUUUGACACUAAAGUGCUAUUGUUUAUUUUAAAGUGACUUGGGUUUUAUUUGGGGGAGGGGGGGUGAGUAUGGAUUGAUUAUGCGUGUUCAGGUACUUAGGUUUGUGUGCAGGUUUUUAGUCUGUUCUUUGUCAUUUUAAUGCUGUUUGGAUUAUUAUUUUUUUAUAUUAAUCUCGCACCGCAACAAACCACCUAGGAAUAAAAAAAAAUAAAUAUGUAUUCAAUGAUUGUGACAACAAUAGUGAAGAUUAGCUGGAAAGCGAAACCCGGCAUCGUUAAGAUCGACCAAAACAAUUGUGGGUCCAACAAUGACAAAUCAAAUGCAGUGUAUUUAUAGACUCGAUGCUAUAUAAGGAUGUCUGACAUUAAAUAACCUGCUUGUUUAGUGAGGGUAUUUAGCACAGGUCCUGUAAACCUUAACAUUAGUUAGUUUGCCUACAUGUCCAGCAAGAAAUAUUUCAUGCAAGCAGGAGAGUCAUCUAACUUUCUGAAAGAACUCAAAUAUGUAACUGAUUCAGAAUCUAUCAGAACUCUUCAUGAUUCGUUUAUUGGUGAGGUGAUCUCAAAGUUGGCUAACUUGUUUUCUUCGUGAAAUAAAAUCAUGUUGGUAUUUAUUGAUCCCCACAUUUGUUCCCAUUGUU